CCAUGGACAAAAGGGCUGAAAGGUUAAGGAGCUCCGGGGGGUAGUUCAGCAGAGAGCUGGGGGCCAGGCGCCUGCCAGAACCAAAGCUAUAAAGGCAAGGAGGGGACAGGGAUCACAGAUGCUGCAGAUCCUGCCUCACCUCCCACAAGCCCUGGGAUAAGAAGAUGCUGGGGCUCCAGUCGUGGCCCUGCUCGCUUUUCCUCCUCUUAGUUCUGCUCUCUGCCAGCGUUCAAGCUAUGUCCUUACCAGGACAGAGGCUACAGAUGCUCCUUUCGCAGCUGCUGCCCCUGGACUCCGAAUCCACGCAGGCUGAAGAAGAGAACACAAAGGAGGAGGGGUCCAGCUCUGGACCUCAGCUGCUCUCCCCCACCCUCCCGUUCCUCCCUUCUGGGGCCCGAGCUGCCCGUGCCCCGCUCUGGCGCAAGACCCUCACCAGUCGCAAGUGGGCACUCUCUGGGGACUGGGCCUGGAAGGCCGUGCCCAGGGGCUGCUUUGGGCUGAAACUGGAUCGGAUCGGGACCUUCAGUGGUUUGGGGUGUUAGGCCUGGAGAGACCCUGGAGGUGAGCGGGCCG
This is a messenger RNA of Oxyura jamaicensis (ruddy duck), 573 nucleotides long. Its product is annotated as C-type natriuretic peptide 2-like. Gene Ontology annotation, cellular component: extracellular region. The coding region runs from base 165 to 542 and encodes 125 amino acids. Lineage: Eukaryota; Metazoa; Chordata; Aves; Anseriformes; Anatidae. Gene Ontology annotation, molecular function: hormone receptor binding; hormone activity. The record is from RefSeq and is a predicted model, not a curated record. The transcript is spliced from 2 exons.